AUGGCAAGGAAGAUAAAAAAGAAUACGAAGGGACAUGCUGUCACCUACAUUACUCAGAAGCAGGCUAUGAGAAUGCUUCAGAUAUCUUUACCUAAUUUUCGUCGUAUUUGUUUGCUUAAAGGAAUUUAUCCCGUUGAGCCGAAGAAUAUUAAGAAAGCUGGUCAUGGAAGUACCGAGCCGAGAGUUUAUUUCAAUCGAAGAGAUAUUGCUUUCCUUAGAUGGGAGCCUCUGAUUGAAACCUUCCGUAAACUUCGAACUCAUCAAAUGCGCUUAAAGCGGGCUCGCGAAAAGUUGGAUAGAGACAAGGAAUAUCGUUUGAGAAUGACUAAACCAACUUAUACUCUUCAUCAAUUGGUUCGUGAGCGAUAUCCCACUCGUAAGGACGCCCUCCUGGACUUAACAGACAGUCUCAAUCUAAUCUUCCUCUUUUCACGUCUUCCUCGUUUGACACAAUUUCAUCCCGCAUUGAUAUCUCUCUGUCGAAGAUUUGCAGUGGAAUUCCUCCAUUACACUAUUGCUAUGCGCUGCAUUCGAAAGGCUUUCAUCAGCAUUAAAGGUUUCUAUUUGGAAGCCAUUAUUGACGAUGUCCCGGUUGUCUGGGUUAUCCCUCAUAAUGCUGCAUCUCAUGUUCCAACAGGUGUCGAAUAUCGUCUCUUGGCCACCUGUGUCGAGUUCGAUGUCACAUUAGUCGGAUCGUUACUUGUUAACCUUUACAAACAGGCUGGUCUUCUCUAUCCGCCUAAAUUGAACACUCAAGCAAUCAAUAACCCAACCUCAGUUUACUGUGCUCCUGAGAAUGCUCAUUUCGAGUUCUUAGCUUCUUUAUCGAUUCCAAUUAAACGUCAUGAGGAAGAGAAGGUCGAUGUAGAACAAAUGGAUGAUUUGGUCGAACUCCAAGCAAUAGAUGACUCUGUCACAGCUGCUGUAAAUAAACAGAUUCAGGUCCAAAAAAUUAAGCAUCUUUUCGAGGGAAAGCGAUUUUUUUUCAAUCGUGAGGUGCCUAAGGAAGUGCUUUCAGUGAUUAUUCGCUCAUGUGGUGGAGAUUGUUCAUGGGAUCCUCUUUCUGGCCCUGGAGCCACGUAUACGGAGGAUGAUGAUCGUAUCGAUUUCCAAAUAGUCGAUCGUCCGAUGCAUAGCAUGAAGGCAACUCGAGCCUACGUUCAGCCUCAAUGGGUCUUCGACAGUCUCAAUGCCGGUCGUUUGAUGCCCGUUCAGGACUACCUUCCCUCCGCCACUCUUCCACCCCAUCUCUCGCCUUUCGCCGCUUCCUCCGUUGUUGCCGACUCGCUUAAUGGUGGAUCAAUGGGUAUGGCCGAUGCACUCAGACAAGCAGCUGCUGUUAAUGCUGCACCAGGAUUCGGUGCCGGCUCAACUCUUUAUCGGCCGCCGGAGAUGGAUUACCUGGCUGGUCUGGUCUCACUUGCCGAAACUAGGGGAGCUGCUGUUGCUGAGGCAACUGAGGAAGGUCAAAGCCAACGGGAAGAAAUGGAAGUGGAUGAUGAGGCUGAAGAGGGUGGUGAGGUCGCAACUAUAAAGACCAGCAUGAAUAAAAAGAAGAGGAAGAAUAAGAUCAAUAAGGCAAUCAAGAAGGGCAAAACAGUGGUUGCACCUGGCAAGCCUUUGGACGACUUGUCGAGAAGAAUGGCCGAGCGUGAGGCUGAAAAUGCUCAACGUAAACUGCGUGAAAUGAUGCUCCCCAAGAAACACAAGAAUCUGUACAGAAAAAUUGUCCAUGCCCAGAAAACGGCCAAUAAGGAUAUCCGUAGCUUGCAAGAACGACGAAAGAAUAUCGAGAAGAAUCAACGACCGCAGCAAAAAUCAAAGUGA
Rodentolepis nana is the source of this 1827-nucleotide messenger RNA. The record is from the annotation of a GenBank genome assembly. Lineage: Eukaryota; Metazoa; Platyhelminthes; Cestoda; Cyclophyllidea; Hymenolepididae.